Molecule: messenger RNA, 1548 nt
Organism: Penicillium vulpinum
Lineage: Eukaryota; Fungi; Ascomycota; Eurotiomycetes; Eurotiales; Aspergillaceae
Product: cytochrome P450
Exons: 5
Coding region: 1-1548 (515 amino acids)
Molecular function (GO): monooxygenase activity; oxidoreductase activity, acting on paired donors, with incorporation or reduction of molecular oxygen; heme binding
Source: RefSeq, a predicted model, not a curated record
AUGGGUCUUGCAGAAAAUGCCCUGUCACUGGUGACGGUGACCAAUGUCAUCCUGGGUCUUAUUGCCUAUAUCACGUUUAAGUUUGGCUGGCAAGUUAUUUACCAUCGCUUUUUCAGUCCACUCGCAAAAUUCCCCGGUCCUUUCUGGGGCUCUGUAACCCGUCUUUGGAUUGCAUGGCAUAAUCUGCUGGGCACCGAGAUUCCAACUGUUUAUGCACUUGCUAAGAAAUAUGGCCCUGUUGUUCGCAUCACCCCAACGUUGUUGCUGGUCAACGAUUAUGAAAAGCUCCCGGAAAUCUACCACCGCAAUGCAGACAAGACUGGACACUAUAUCACUGGAAGCUUCGGCGAGACCGAAUCUCUAUUUAAUAUGAGGUCUCACAAGACACAUGCCAUGUUUAGAAAGCACGUUGCCGGACCGUACAGCUUCAGCAACAUCAAGAAAAUGGAACCACUAGUUGAUCUGCGUAUCACCGAAUGGACCAGAAAACUCAGUAAAAAGUUCGCGAAGAGCGGCGAAGCCUUCGACUUCUCCUGGUGGGCAGUUUACAUGGCCUACGACAUCAUCAGUGAAAUCGGAUUUGGUGAGCCCUUUGGCUUCGUUGAAAAAGGCGAAGACAUCGGCGGCCUAAUCCAAGGCUUCCACGACGGCCUCCCAGCCUUCGGCCUUCUAGCCCGCCUCCAUCCCUUCACCUCAUGGGUAAAGACCACUGCCCUGAAAAAUUUUCUCGUCGCCAAACCGGCAGACGACUCCGGCAUUGGCGUACUAAUGCGCUUCCGCGACCGGCUCAUCGAUCAGCGCAUCAAGGACAUCGAAAACGGCAAGAAAAUUGAUCGCACAGACCUACUCCAGACCUUCCUCGAGGCUCUCACAGAAGACGGCAAGCCUCUCGAUCUAAAGUACAUCCGCGCGGAGGUCCUGCUCGUCCUGCUCGCUGGCUCAGACACAACCGGCACCGCCUUCCAGGCCAUGGUACAUUUCCUCAUGACGCACCCGGAAGCGUACGAGCGUAUGAUGGCGGAAAUUGAUAACGCAACUCGGAGGGGCCUCAUCUCCGAUAUGCCACAGUACAGUGAGGUCCUAGAAAAUCUGCCUUUCUAUGUCGGCUGUGUGAAGGAGACUAUGCGUCUGUGCCCGUCUGCGCCGAAUAUCUUCCCCCGAUAUGUCUCCGAACCUGGGAUUGAUCUUUAUGGUCGCUUUGCGCCGGCUGGUACGGAGGUCAGCUUUAACCCGUACCUUGUGCAUCGGGAUCCGAAGCUUUAUGGGGAUGAUGCUGAGGAGUUCAAGCCUGAGAGGUGGUUGGAUGUUGAGAAGGCGAAAUUGUAUAAUAAGUAUAACUUUUCGUUUGGGUAUGGGUCGCGUAUUUGUUUGGGGAGGGAUAUUGCUAUGAUGGAGUUGUUCAAGGGUCCUUUACAAUUCUUUCGUCAAUACAAGGCAGAGAACGUCAAGGAUAAGCCUGAGGCUAAGUUCAUGAUUAAAGGUGGUGUUGGAUACUGGACAGACGUGUGGCUGAGCAUCUCCCCCCGACCAGAGGUAAAGGCCAACUGA